CCCAGCGAUAACAACCACAGCGCACCUUUCGCCCCCAACGAAAUCUCCAAACCUAGCACGUCUUCUGCCGCACCUCUCCCCACAAUGGCGCAGCUUAUCCGAAGUCGCGACCGCGACAACCGACCAAAGCGCCCCUCUCCCCUCCGCUCCCCUCCUCCGACGUCCGGAGGCGACCACCAAUCCACGUCCCUAUUUCGUCGUCCCGACCAAAUUCUUCUUCCCGACGGCCGACGAAUCUCUAUCUACGAAGAUAGGCAUGGAGUUCUCGUCACCGAUGCCCUCCGCUGGUCGACACGACCCGUCGAAGAUGUCUACAUGGAAGUCCUCUACGACCUCCAGACGAGUCUUCCCAUCGCGGAGCCCGUCCGACGGAGCCACCGCGGCCGAGAUGCCCCCCACCCCCCUAUCCGAUGUAUUCUUCCUGACAAGCGAAUAAUCCAUGCCUACAGUGAUAGGCACGGGGUUCUUGUCACCGACGACAUGGAUGGGUCGACACGACGUGUCGAGGAUGUCUUCAGGGAAGUCAUCUCCGACCUGCCCCACUAUCGUCCACCACCCACCUUGGCGAAGAAGCCCGUCCGACGCCACCGCCUCGGUGGCGAUCCCCAUAACCCCCUUCUUCUCCUAUGUCUUCUUCCUGACGACAGAAUAAUUCAUGCCUACAAUGAUAUGUAUGGGUUUCUCGUCACCAAAGACACGAAAGGGUUGACACGGCCCGUCCAAGAUGUCUUCAGGGAAGUCCUCUACCACCUCUGGAUGAGGCCCUGCGAUCCUCCACCGCCGGUUGUUGAUGCCGCUGAGGAAGAUGAGCCUGCACCUCAACAAACGGUCACUCCAAGCCCUGAUCCAUCCAUAUCUCAAUUCAUCGAUGAUCUGCUAAACAGAGCUUUUGUUGCCAACAAGCUGAAGCUGGCUCAAAGGCGUGAGGACAGAGAACCAAAUGUCUUGGCCUCUAAGGAGCUGCUUGACACUACAACACUGGAGUCAAUCACUAACACUUCCUCUCCGCCACAGCCUACACCAUUCCAGCCAGGUAUGUUGUCGUCGAAGGACGCUUCCUCCACCCGGGCAGAGGAGGUGACUCACUCGCUGACGCCGCCCAUUUUGGCUCGGAAACCUGCCGGUUGGAAUCAUCAAUUUUUCAUAAGAGUAGAUCUUGGAGGAUCUUUCCACACGUAUCCUGAGCUGGGUGGGCCGUUCCGGAGCUUGGAGGAAGCUAAGAAGGCUAUACUCUGCCGCCUUGAUAAACUGCGUGAUCCAAAAAUGUGCACAAACGACUGGCUUUCCAGUUCGGAGAUUGCUAUACGAGAUGCUCUUCACUGGCCAGAUGGCACACGAAAGUAUUCUUCAAGAUCCAAUCCGGACGAAGAUCAUAUGGGGCUACUGGUUCAAGCUUUGUUGGACAAGUACAAUGAGGAGAAUAAUCUUUUGGAGGAUGAUGCAUAUCAUGUUGAGAAGGUCGUGAGCUUCCAAGAAGUUUAUGAGGGCAAAGGUGGCUGGUACUAUCAUCUGAAUUGUACUAGAAAAACUAAAGGUGGCGUCGACAAUCUCUUCUUUGCCGAAGUCUUGAGAAUGAAUAGAGGACUACAAUUCAAGCUCACCUGUCUCCAUAUGGUUGAACCUGCUGUUGAUAACGGUACAUGCUAUGGUUGUAAAAAAGCUAAUGUUGGUAUGAAGCACCCCAUUGAUGCUGGUAAAUACAAAGGUGGCCACGAUCCCUCGUGGCCACAACGACCGUGCGUGGUUCUUCCACCGGAUUUGCCUGAGGGUUUUGAUGCUAAGAUGAAAGCUAUGGAAGAAAGGAUUAGAUAUCAAUUCCAGGACUCUGAUGUGUUGAUACCGGAUGCUGGAAGAACUGCUGCUGCUGACGGUUUGGACAAGAGCCAGCUGGGAAGAAGGGGCUUCCCAGCUGCUGAUGCUAGGAUGAACAAGGAAAGGAUUAGAUAUGUAUACGGGGACCGUGAUGUGGCAAAACCGGAUGCUGGAAGGCCUGCUGCUGGUUUGAAGGGAAAGUGGGGGAAGUACGUUGUACCGCCGAUGCGUCUGAAGGUUUGAGAAGAUGGACCUGCCUGUUUAUCAGUUUGUAAUUACUGUCUGAUGGUCUAAAAAAAGUAGCAAUGGGACAGUUAAUUUUAUUUUGCAUGUCUUUGAAUCCGAGUAGCUAGAUCAGCGGUUUCUAGCAUGUGUGGUACGUACAUCCAACAUCCAAAUAUGCAAGUGGGACGAAUUGCAAGUUUA
Messenger RNA from Hordeum vulgare subsp. vulgare (domesticated barley), 2238 nucleotides. RefSeq lists its product as uncharacterized. The transcript has 9 exons. The record is from RefSeq and is a predicted model, not a curated record. NCBI's taxonomy places the organism in Eukaryota, Viridiplantae, Streptophyta, Magnoliopsida, Poales, Poaceae. Bases 85 to 2055 code for a protein of 656 amino acids.